GUAAGUAGGUUGGUUCAUGGUUGGUAUACUAAGUUUUGGCAAAAUCGCAAAUUGAGGGUAAAGUAAUUUUCUUGAUCGCUACUUUGUACUGGUAGUAGUAGUUGAAGGUAGAUUAGAUAGGAGAAUGGGGGGAUUGGACGAGGACGAGGACUGCUACCACCGCCGCCACGAAGCAUCAUCCGUGGGUAGUUGUAGUAUCGCCAUCCCGCCGCUUCAAACCCUCGAUGAUGGCAGCCGAAGCAAUGGAGUAGAAAUCAUCUCCUUCUCCGAUGUGGUGGACGAUGCCACCCUCCACUUUCACAUCAUCCGUCUUCACCAGCAGAUAUACGCCUGGAUCGGUUGCAACUCUGCAAAAUUUGGACAUUUAUAUGCUGCUGCUCCUACACGUCCCAGCAAUGCUGUUAGUGUUACUUCUUUAAUUGGAGGAUCUUCUGACAACGCUGGAGCUGGUAUUGCCCGUCGAAUAGUUCUCAAGACUGGUCUUAACGUUGUAUUGGCUUGUAAUCUUCCAAAGAAUAGUCCCUUGCUUGAGGCUGCUGCUGAGAGAAGGUUGGUGCAAAAGCUUGUCAGCCUGGGUUACGCGACACCUAAAUCUGGAGUAUCAUCCUCAACACAAGAAGGCUAACAUUGGCAUCCUCUGGGCAAGUUUUCUCCAGAAGAGAGUUUUCGAGAAACAACAUUUAAGAGGUCUUGACCUGAAUGUGUGCUGACGAAGCUUCUAUUCUGCAUUCGUCACAUUCAUUUCUUAUCAUACAUACGAGCGACAUACAUAACAAAGUCUAUACAAUCAUUUGCAUAUGGCAUGAAACUCACUCA
This is a messenger RNA of Coffea eugenioides, 816 nucleotides long. Its product is annotated as proteasome assembly chaperone 4. The transcript is spliced from 5 exons. The coding region runs from base 125 to 625 and encodes 166 amino acids. Gene Ontology annotation, biological process: proteasome assembly. Lineage: Eukaryota; Viridiplantae; Streptophyta; Magnoliopsida; Gentianales; Rubiaceae. The record is from RefSeq and is a predicted model, not a curated record.